CGGAAGUCCUUGCUGCUGGGGCUUGUUGACUGUCGAAAAUUUUCACUCGACAAUCAGUCAAGUUUAUCGGGCGCCUUAGUUUAGUUGAAAGAAAUCGCGCGGCGCCAAGCUUAGAAAGUCGCAAGCCAGGUGAAAUACAACUAACCAGAAGAAAAAACUAAACACAACGAAAAAAGGAAAUAACCAGAUUUUUGGAGAAAGUAUACAAUAAUAGGGCGAGAAUUGCGAACGAAGGUGUGAAAUGUGGUGAAAAAUAAAGUGUACAUUCCCUAACCGUUAUGGCAGCUUCCUCCAAAAAAAUAGAGGACUUAGGGAAGGGCUUUUUAGGCUGCGGGUGUAACUUAUUUGGAUUAAAAUUAAAAUCGAAGCCCGUCUGCAGUGUAAUAAGAAGGGUGUACACACACCCCUCUGCUCGCAGCUAUACAAACAAAAUCAGAACGCAUUAUAACGAACCUUGAGCAAAUCAACCUUACCCACACAAGCACAAACAAACACAUGUACGCGCAUACCUAGACGUGAAAAGGAUUUUCUAUAAGGAAAAAAAAAGGAGCUGUUGUUACACGGUCCGUCAGUCGAAAUAUUCGGCAAUGGGGAAAGGAAACGGCACUCAAAAAAAGAGGAAGCAGUGAAUGAGAGAGGGAGAGAGAGAGACAGAGAGCCGGAGAGAUUCUCCUAUUACAGUUACCGUGGUUUGUGCGGGUGUCGAAUGCGGUAGAAAAAUGGAUAAUUUAUUCAUAUUUGGGGCAAGAGGUUUGAGUAGGAGCCGUCCCGCUUUAAUUUUGACAAGUCAAUUUCAAUUUUCCCCCAAAAUAGAAAACUCAAUUUUCUCUAAUUAACGUUCAACGGAAAUUGACUCUGGAUUCGAGUAGCGGAAGAGGAGCAUUUUGCAAGCAGGAUAUUGGCGUUUUGGGGAGGAGGAGAAAUGUGGCUCACAUAAUUUUCACGACGUCUUUAAAUAUUUUACCAGCUUUGUUGUCUAAAGUGCGCUAAGCAUAUUCGCAGGGAAGGUGUCUAAAAUUAGUUAGCUAAAGAAGAAUGUCAAGAGAUAAGAAUUUGGCAUGUCAAAGACAAUUGUUAUCAUACUUUAUUAUAGAGCUUGACCAGUAAAUAAAAUGCUCUUGUCCACCUUAUCACCAAGUAAUAUUUAUAAAUUUUUUAAAAAUAUUUAAUCAAUGCAAUUCUAAUUGCAAACCACUGUGCGAUACCCCACACAGACAGAUACACACCGACUUACGUGCAUACGGGCAUACUCACCGCUCUCACACAAGGACGCUUCCGCCUUGCCUCUCGCAUACACACAUACAAACAUUAACUUCCUUUGGAAUGGGGCGAAGGGAGGCGCCAUGAAGCAGCGCUAAGACUCAAAUUUACCGUUAACGCGAGUUUGUAUUUUCACUUGCUUCCGAUUGUGCUCCUUGUGUUUGAGUUUGUGCUUCGCUGUGCUUCUAUUUACCCAAGCGUCGUCUCCCAGUUUCCAGGACCUCCAAACAUCAUAAAUAAAUAAGCCAAGGAAAUGGUUUCGCUUCAUUCAUAAGCCAGAAAGCCUGGAGACGGCCGCCGAUCAACGAAUAAUUAAACGGAAUCCCGAGGACCCAAAGGAGCGGAAGGUAUAGAAGUGUAAUAUCACCAUGCCUGAGGAGAAGGAGGGCAAUUUGGAGAAUGGUCAGGCGACGGCUGCCUCGACGCCUAGCAAAUCGAAGCCGCAGCGUCAGAAGACAACAUCCCGCCGCCGUCAAAACGACAGCGAUGUGGCCGGUGGGGUUGGAAUUACCGGCGGCGGAGUCGUCAUCUUGCCGCAGCACGUGCUUAACGAACUCUACCACAACUACUCUAUCAAGCAGCGACGCAGCGGCUUAAAGUGGUUCCUCUUCGCUGCCGUGCUGUUUAAUAUCUGGACCAUCGGAAUACCCUGGGAUCAGGCGGUGCCCACAAGAGUGGUCAACUGCUGUAUGCUAGUGGCGUACUUGGCCCUAACAGCUCUACUCCACAUUGGUAGACGUUCCGAGCAACCGGCGUUGAGGCGGUUCCACCAAAUACUCCUGACGAUUGUUCCACGAGCACUGUGGCUACUAAGUAUUCUACACUUUGCCGCCUACGUAAUCCUACAACCCAGCUUCUCCCCAAGGGACGUUCUAGGAUGGGCCAUAUUGCUUAACUUCCUUGUCUAUGUGACGUUGCCGUUGCCAUUAAUUUUCCUUGGUCUGUCCAUAGGAUGUGUCACGUAUUUUAUUUGUCUUAGCCUGCCAGUGGGUUACUCUCGCUGGGACUCCCUGCUCUCAAAUCAGUUGGCGGCCAAUGCGGUUUUAAUAGCUACUGCCGCGCUGAUAGGGCUCCUGUACUACUUCAUGGGCGAGGCUAAGCAGAAACGAGCAUUCUUGGAGGCCAAAAAGAGCCUCGAGGUGAAAAUGGUUAUCGAGGAACAGUCAGCUGAGCAGGAGCGUUUGCUGUUGUCCGUGCUACCCAAGCACGUGGCUAUUAAGAUGCGGGAGGAUUUGGGAUCAUCUAGUUCGGAGGCUUUCAAAAAAAUCUACAUGAGUCGACACGAGAAUGUGAGUAUUCUAUAUGCGGAUAUCGUUGGUUUUACCGCCAUCUCGUCGACUUAUAGCGCCCAAGAUUUGGUUAAAAUGCUUAACGAGCUCUUCGCACGCUUCGAUAGGCUCGCCGAGAAAUAUCAACAAUUGCGCAUUAAGAUUCUUGGGGAUUGCUAUUAUUGCAUUAGCGGUGCCCCCGAUGAGCGACCGGAUCACGCCGUCAUGUGCGUGCACAUGGGACUCUCCAUGGUGAAGGCCAUCAAGUAUGUGCAGCAGAAGGCCAACUCACCUGUUGAUAUGCGUGUGGGCAUUCACACGGGAGCGGUGCUCGCCGGCAUUCUCGGCCAGCGACAGUGGCAGUUUGACGUUUACUCCAAGGACGUAGAGCUGGCUAAUAAAAUGGAAUCGAGCGGCAAGGCUGGACGCGUUCACAUUUCGGACAAAACGCUGGCCUUCCUUAACGGCGAAUUUGAAGUGGAGCCCGCCUUUGGCGAGAAAAGGGAGGAGCUGUUGCGCAUCGCUGGACUAAAGACUUACUUCAUCACCAAGGUGGUGAAGCCGUUUGCAUCGCCAUGUGCCAAGAAAAUCAGUGAAACUCAAGCUGAAAACUCUCACCACAGUCCUAAUGGAUCGGCCAUCGACGUCGUGGCAGGUGAAGAUGACAACGACGCCACAUUGGAUGAUGAGGAGCUUCUGGCGCAGAACUUUGUAUCUAAUGGGCACCAAACAGCGGUGGCGGAAGAUGAAGAAGAGCAGGUGAAAUUGGAGAACUUCAAGCAACGAUUGAAAGACGAACUGGUGACCCGUGAUGGACAUGAGAACCUGACCAAGGACACCAACAUAUUCUUGCGCUUUAAGAACCCGCAACUGGAGCAAUCCUAUGCCGUGUACAGAGAGCCGUAUAGUUCUCUUCCGCUUCUUGCCGCUCUGCUGGUGCAGUGCAUCGACGUAUUAUACUCCUAUUUAGUUCUGCCGAGAUCAACGCUCCACUUCAUUAAUAUUGCUGCUCCACUGGUACCGAUCGCAAUGCUAGUUGUGAUUAGCAUCGCCGAGAGCUUCAGCGGAAUGCUGCCCAAGUUUUUUGUGGACGUGAGCAAGCGCUUCAAUGACAUUACCUUCGUUCGGGAGCUGGCGGCCAUAAUUAUUGCUCUCACCAUAGGGCUCAGCAAUGUCAUAGACAUGUUCUUCUUCGUUACCUUCGUGCGCACCGAACAUAUUGUGAGUGAAAGCGAAUUCAAUGCCACGGCCGGCGUGGAUAGCGAGGUGGACGUAGACGUGGAGAUGGAGGGGGUGGUAACCGCCGAGCACCUGCUGCCCGCAUCAUUUGUGGAACAAAUGCGCGAGGCAGUGCCGACGGAAAGAGUUCUAUAUCCGUCCUACUUAAGUAAUUUUGGAGUACUUAUAUUGAUUGCGAUAGCCGUAAUUGCUCAACUCACUCAUCUUACGAAGAUUUUGCUGCUGUUAUCCAUUGCAGCUCUGCAUUGCUACUUCAACAUAUUCAUCAUGCAGGACCUUUAUGCUUUGGAGGACGAUUUUGCACAUCAACCAAUCAUAUCUACGCGGUAUUGCGCUUCAGGGCUUUUACUGGUUGCUGCCUUGGCGUUAAGCACCUUGGCUAGACACAUGGACCAUGAAGACAGAGUCAUUUUUAAAUGGAAAACCGAGGUGGCCGAGCAAAAAGAGACAGCAAACGAUAUGCGCCAACGUAACGAGGCUUUGGUCUAUAAUGUCCUACCAGUCCAUGUGGCAGAGCACUUCAUGAAGAACACUAAACGAUCCCACGAUGAUCUAUACUCCCAGAGUUACGCUGAGGUUGGCGUUUUAUUUGCCAGUAUGCCAAACUUUUCGGAUUUCUAUUCCGAAGAAACAGUAAAUAAUCAGGGUUUGGAAUGUCUACGCUUUCUCAAUGAGGUUAUCUCAGAUUUUGAUGCAUUAUUGGAGCUGCCACAGUUUCAGGACAUCAUCAAAAUCAAAACCAUUGGAUCCACAUACAUGGCCGCUAGCGGCAUAAACCUACAGAGGAACCUCCGCAGUGAUGCAUCCAUCACAGAACGCUGGUCCCACCUGGCCGUUUUGGUGGAGUUUGCAUUGGAACUGAAGCACGCCCUACAGGGCAUCAACGAGCAGUCGUUCAAUCACUUCGUCCUCAAGAUGGGCAUCAAUCAUGGACCGAUAACGGCGGGCGUAAUUGGAGCCCGUAAGCCGCACUACGAUAUCUGGGGCAAUACGGUAAACGUGGCAUCGCGCAUGGAGAGCACAGGAAAGGCAGGCGCCAUUCAGGUCACAGAGGAAACAUGCAACAUACUACAGCCUUUUGGCUACACAUUCCUUCAGCGAGGUCUGGUUGCUGUCAAGGGAAAGGGACAAUUGAUGACAUAUUAUUUGCAGGGUAAGUCCCAGUCGAGUGCUGAGCAAGUAGCGCCUGCCGCCGUUGAGCUCCAUGGGCAGGAAUCAUCUGCUCUGGAAUCCACCACCGAAUUAGAGGCCUCCGACAUUAAGACGCCUUUGUUGAAGAUCAAGGUCCCGGAGGCGUCCGCGGGCUGUGAAGGAAUCGCCCAGGAGCAGAGCUUGGGAAAUGGCAUGGCUGUCCAAGCGGGGGUCGGGGAAUCCCAUUCUUUGCUAGAAUAAUUUGCUAAUUGGCUUUUUAUUUGCACUUGAGUCUGUGUGGGAGUGUUUCUAUGAGUGUGCAUGCGAAAAGGUGUGAAUGUGUGUGUGGCUGUGUCAGAGAACAAAAGUUAACUGUUAUAAAGCUGUUAUACUUGCUAUAAAUUUGGUUUUGCCUCAGUAUUCGUGUGAUAUUCUAUGCCAGGUGUAGCAAUUUAUGAAAAAAAAUAAAGCAUAAUUCCGAUUUAGUUAAAUUUAUAAAGUUGCUUUCCAAAAGUUUGUAAACUGUGUACCUAAAAAGAAGAAAUAUAUUUAGUAUUUAAAUAUAUUUGACUACGACUAAGUAUUUUCGGUUAUUGUGAAUCGGUUUUUGUUUCAAACAAAAUUGUUAUUUGAUUUCCACGAACUGUAAUAUACUAAUAAGUGAACCACUUUGCUUUAAAAAUUAAUUGAUGUGUAGUUUAGUAGGUCACCAGAAACAACCAUUUUGCAUCUCAAUGUGUAAAAUAUAUAUAUAUGCGCAUAAACUAUGGAACACUAAUAUAAAUAAUAAAAAAAACGCUAAUAGGCCCUAAUAAUAUAGAGAGUGAAUAUUAGUUGAGAAUCCGAAUCCCACCACAAACAAAUGCAACCCACAAGUCAGUCCAAUAAGCAAAUAAAAGUAACGAUAAAAAUUAGUUAACGAAAUUACUUAAUAAUAGAAAACGCAAUAGAAGUCAAGCUGGAAUGAAAUAAUCUUGUACGUCAUCAACUAAUAUAUACAUAUAUACACACCUUCUUAUAUAUAGAGGUAUAUAGAUGUAAAGAAACUUAUAAAUGGCAUCGCAUGCUUGUUAGAACAUUUCAACGAAUUAGCAAAGAAACAACAAACGAACUUACUUAUCAAGCAUAACGAAAACAUGAAACUUAACUUGGUCUAAAAUCUGUUUUAUGCGUAUGUCCAUCAGCCUAUAGAAUUCCCACAUUAAUUUGUUUUCUUUGAUGGCUAAAAGCAUGACAAUCAAGACGAACGAAACGGUAUAAAUGAUUGGUUUAGCUUCCAAAAUAUUCAAUUCCUUUCCACUUGUUAAAUAAACACUACAAAACUUUAUUAAACAUUUAAUUCUAGCCAAAGGGUGUGGUGAUUUUAAAAUUAUUUUUUUCCAAUUUGGGAUAUCCUAUCAUUUAAAAAAGAUGAUUACCUAAAAUGUAUCUAUAAUUGGAAAACAAAAUACCAAACAAUUAGCAAAUUAUAGAGAAAUAAAUAAAAUAAAUAAAU
Messenger RNA from Drosophila eugracilis, 6393 nucleotides. It is a transcript of the gene Ac3, whose product is annotated as adenylate cyclase type 3. Gene Ontology annotation, cellular component: plasma membrane. Bases 1629 to 5159 code for a protein of 1176 amino acids. The transcript is spliced from 17 exons. Gene Ontology annotation, molecular function: adenylate cyclase activity. Gene Ontology annotation, biological process: cAMP biosynthetic process; adenylate cyclase-activating G protein-coupled receptor signaling pathway; intracellular signal transduction. NCBI's taxonomy places the organism in Eukaryota, Metazoa, Arthropoda, Insecta, Diptera, Drosophilidae. The record is from RefSeq and is a predicted model, not a curated record.